AAAGAAAUCCUCCCUCGUUCAAAAUGCUUUCCAACUACAAUUCAAAAUCAUCUAUUUAUAUGGCAAGUUAGUGUUAACUUUUAAAAUAACUUGUGCGUACAAGCAAUCAAUGAAUAUCAAUAUAUAAACAGGCCAAGAACAACCGACACAAGCACGAUUUGCGAAACUUGAAAAGAUAACAGUCAUGAGAAACCCAACUCUUCUUCUUGUUCUUCUCUUCGUUGUUGUUCUGUUCUCCUAUGCGGCGGCGAGGAAUCAAUUUGCGCCUGGUGGAUGGAGUCCCAUCGAUGACAUCAACGAUCCUCAUGUCACCGAAAUCGCCAAUUUCGCCGUCACUGAGUAUGACAGGCGAAGUGGAGCGAAGCUGAAGUUCGAGAAAGUUAUCAACGGUGAAUCUCAGGUGGUUGCUGGGACUAAUUACCGUCUCACCCUUUCCGCUUCCGAUGGUUCCUAUUCUAAGAAUUACGAAGCUGUUGUUUGGGAGAAGAUAUGGCAGCACUUCAGGAAUCUCACUUCCUUUGUACCUGUUCAUGCUUGAAUAUUAUUGAACGUUGAUUAUUAUGUAAUGAUUAUCUUAUAUAUGUUUUAUUAUCAUAUCAAUAAAACUUUAUGGAUUGGAAUGUGAA
Messenger RNA from Medicago truncatula (barrel medic), 626 nucleotides. Its product is annotated as cysteine proteinase inhibitor 5. Lineage: Eukaryota; Viridiplantae; Streptophyta; Magnoliopsida; Fabales; Fabaceae. The record is from RefSeq and is a predicted model, not a curated record. Gene Ontology annotation, molecular function: cysteine-type endopeptidase inhibitor activity. The coding region runs from base 185 to 538 and encodes 117 amino acids. The transcript has a single exon.